GAUGAAUAUGUGAACCUAGUUUGAUUAAAGUGAACUGAGAGAAGGGCAUGUAUCCAUGAUUUCAAUCGAGUAGAAAUAUAUGUCCCUGGAAGAUACUCGACGCGUUCUUAGAUCUGUUUACAUCCAGGUAAACGGUUUAAAGUUCACCUGUCAGCUAUUGAACUUUUGGAAGAGGAAGUAAAUAAACCCAGUUGUUACCUGAACGGACGAAAAAUGUCCACAUGAACGAUAAUGAAGAAAUUUACACAAGAUGAGCGGAGGAACACUUAACACUAGGAGGAAGGAACCUUUGUCCGAGCCUCAUCGACACAUCGGCGCUCAAGAUCUUUUGAAACAGAAAGAUAGCGUUUCCCACAGUGGCUUUUUGCGCAAGCGCGGGAAGUUGGAGCGUUUGGUUGGAUCAAAUGGACUGUUCACAGCUAUAUUCUCUGAACUUUCUAAAUGGCGACAGCGUUUUGUGAUUGUUGGGAGGGGAUGUCUGUAUGUAUACGCAGACGAGCAUGGCAGAUCACCUUUACAGUCAGUUUCCCUUAAAGACUAUACCAGGGUCGAGCGCCCGACUUCAGGAGGGUUAGAGAUAGACACAAGGAGAUGCUUCCGGGUCGUCCCAUCCAACGAGAGAACCAUGAAAACCUUCGUCUUUGGUUGUGCAAAAGAUGGCGAGAGAAAGGAAUGGAUGUACAAAAUCCGUGAAGAAAUGCUUCUAGCUAAUUCUAAAACGGAUGAAAUUGAGGUUUCCGGGUCGGGGUCUGACGAGUACGUUUACCUGGAAAAACCCAUCAUCGAACCAAUUAUCCAACCACCGACCUACAGCAAACCGGAUGUGCCGAAUAGAAGACCUCCUCAAGUACCGGAAGAAGAUAGUAGCGAUUCCGAAAAUUCAGACUACGAUAUAAUACAAGAGGAAGAUGUAAAACGACUUCGGGGGAAACCUCUGCCAGAAGUCCCCAAAGAAGACAACCACGUGGUGAGAAGACCAGAAAAGCCAAAGAAGCCUCAGUAUUUGAAAUCUAAGGACCAAGCUGCCGACCCGAACGAGUAUUUGUUUGAUAAUUCUGACAGACAGAAAGCUAUUGAUAUUUUAGCCCGCCGUACAAGUGGGACGUUUUUGGUGCGGAAGUCAAGAAUGGGAGAUCAGCAGGUUUUGUCCGUUCAAACAGAAGAAGGAAUGAAGGAGUACAAAAUAUAUGACAAGCCUGCCGGUUUGACUAUCGACAACAAAACUUACUUCAAAUCUGUAGAAAAGCUGAUUGAGAACUAUAAACGCCAAAGUCUCCCAAACAGGCGGACUACUUUAAUGCGCGGAUUCAGUAUCACUGAAGAACAGUAAUGAGAAAAUUUUUAUGGUUUUCUAUGAUAAUGUUAGCUUUUUCCUGACUUUUAAGUUACGUACCACAGGAUAAAGCAAAUUUUAUACUUGUAUUUGUUAAAAUUAGCACAUAAAGCAAGCACAGAUAGGUUUUUGUUUAGAAUGCACAAUCAUAUACUUGAUUACCUCUCAUGUUUAGAAUACGCUUGAAUAGUAUUCCGUCAUGAUAAUUGUGCAUUGUCUUAUUAGCAAUGAAAGAAUAUAUGUCAUCAGUAUCAUAAUAGAUGUAUCAUAUAUUCAACCAUAAUAGUAGUGUGUUAAUUAAUAGAUUUUAUAGAUUUUAUAAUUAACUACGUUGAUGAUUUCGAUUUGUUUUGAUUACUUUAUUAUGUUAUUUUAUUACCACGAAUAUUGAUUAUUCAUAAUUCAUCAUGUGAAAGACCUUGGAAUCAUUGUAUGCCAUUGCUUCCAUGACAUAAUUAAUAUUCAUACAAUAAGUGAUUGCAAGCAGAUUUAAGAGCAUGUUCACCAAAAAAUUUAUGUUCACAAAUGCAUACGAAUAUGGUAUGCACAUGUUUUUCCACUGUGUGAAAUGAAAUGCAUUUAGUGUUACAAUUUUUCUGUUAAUUGGUAUCUUAAUAAUGACUUUUGAUGAUUAAAUUGUUGUUUUUAAAUGA
Molecule: messenger RNA, 1986 nt
Organism: Magallana angulata
Lineage: Eukaryota; Metazoa; Mollusca; Bivalvia; Ostreida; Ostreidae
Product: src kinase-associated phosphoprotein 1-like
Exons: 13
Coding region: 251-1330 (359 amino acids)
Biological process (GO): signal transduction
Molecular function (GO): SH3 domain binding
Source: RefSeq, a predicted model, not a curated record